AUGGCUCAAUCUACAUCUGAUGCAACCAGUGCACCUACAAAACCUUCAACCAAUCCAGGCAGUUUUGAAGAGCUGCAUCGUAAAACCCGUGAUGUCUUUCCCAUGUGUUUUGAGGGAGCUAAGGUUUCUCACACGUUGUCGAUUUCUCCCACGAAUACAGGGUAUCGAUUUGGUGCCACAUACGUCGGCACAAAAGUAGCCGGACCACAGGAACAAUAUCCAAUCUUUCUAGGAGACACUGAUGUCUCUGGAAAUACUACUGCAACAGGGAUAAUUACCGUUUACGCGUGCAGGCUCAAGUACAGCCAAAACAAAAUCGUUGGAGCUUCAAGAGGGCUUGAAAGAAGAGGUCGUUUAACUACGUUUGGUUUAACAUUUGCCAACACUGAUCUCGUCAACGAGAGCGGCGUAAUUGUUGGUCAGAUGUUGCGGAAGCUGACCAAUAGACUUGACGUCGGCGCAGAAAUUCUUUAUCAAUAUGGAAAACAAAUUCCAGGUCAACAAGUGUCUAUGUUGUCAUAUGGAGCUCGUUAUACCACACCGAUUUGGACAGCAGCAGCAACUCUAGGCUCUUCAGGUGCUCAUUUCACCUACUAUCACAAGCAGGCCGAGAAUCUUGCAUUCGGUGUAGAAUUUGAAAGCAAUUCCAACGUUGGCGAGGCUGUUGGCACAUUUGCUUAUGUGGCUGAACUACCGGAUGAAGGUGUGACAAUGAGAGCUAGCAUUGACACCAACUGUCAACAACUGCCAUUCACACUUGCGUUGUCUGGAAUCUUCAAUCAUGCUAAGGUAGCCGGAAAGUUUGGUCUCGGUCUAAUCAUCGGUUGA
This is a messenger RNA of Ostertagia ostertagi, 828 nucleotides long. The record is from the annotation of a GenBank genome assembly. Lineage: Eukaryota; Metazoa; Nematoda; Chromadorea; Rhabditida; Trichostrongylidae.